GCCGCCAGCCCCAUGACGGGGCGGGCCCUACCGGAGCGCGGCGCCUGGCGGGGGCCGCGGGCGGGGCCGGGGCCGGGGCCGCGGCCGCCGCCUCCUCGCCAACGCUGGCCAGCCCUGCCGGCGGUGGGGCCCGCCAUGGGGCUGUGCCUGCCCUGCAUGGGGGGCGCCGUCAAGGACGUGGUGGAGACGCCCGACCCGGAAAUAAAAAGAAGACAGCUAGCAGAAGCUGCUGAAAGGAGGCAGAUGGAGGCUUCCUCUCGAGGUAUUAAGAACGUUUACUCUGUAGAGCAGAAGAAAAAGAAACAGGAAGAAAUAGAAAAAAGAAUUGCAGCUUCGGGUUCUGGAGGAGAAGGAGGACUGAGAUGGCAGGUUGGAUAAAUCUGAAGAGAAGAUUGAUGUUUACUGCCAAUAACUUGCCAGUUUCUGCAGCAGAGUGGCAGUUGCUCGUCGUGUGGCUUUUGCUGUUUGCGUAUGAAGACUCAGCAGUACUUUGCCAUUGUGGGAGGACAGAAGUGGAAACAUACACUAAGAAACCCGAGAACUAACUCUGAACACUAAGUUUUGGCCAAAUUUGUUUUGUUUGUUUUAUGUGCGUGUUUUGUUGCUUCCCUGCCAAGGGAGUGAGAUGGGUUUUCGCACGUGGAAGUGGCCUCCUCACCUGUAGUCAGCCAGUGUACGUGUGCUGUCUGGUCGAUCGAUGUCUGUCUGUCUGCGUAUGACUGGCUUAGGCACAGCUCUGGUGCCCAUGUGUUGUUUCUGAUGCUUAUUUCAAGCUCCACAAUUAAGCCCUUCUUUACAUCCUCAUGUAGAAAGCUGUUCAUAAAUAUAUUUGAAUACGUGGGUGACAGCAUUUCUCUUCCGUUUCCUAAUGACUUUUGAACUGCUUAGGGAUUUAGUGCCUUUUUCAAAAAAGAAAGCAGAUUCAUGGUGGGUCCUUACAAAUGGAAGCAUUUUGUGACACUAGUUAAAAAAAAAAAAAAAUAGAAACCUUGGUAAACCCUGUAUACUUAUAAGAAGCAAGCUGUUUUAUUCUGAGUCUAAUAAUUGUUCUGAUUUUCUGAUGUGGAUUUCUUUUGAGUCUGUAAGUAUUUAUAAUGAAUACUGGAAGUUAAACAUUAAAUUAAAAAUACUGUUAUUAGUUGUUCUCCUUUAUUACCACAAGAGGGCAAUGCUGCACUUCUGAGGAUUUUGAAAAACAAACGGCAAAAGCCUUCACUGCGUCAUCCCUUGGAUAGUUCAUUUCCUGAAGCUUCUGCGUUAUCUCGGUGGGUUCGUUACAGUGCAGUAACAUUUGCCAAAUGCCCACAGCUCUGUCACUUUUCUUCCAUAUUCAGCAAUGUCUGUAAUCCCCUUCCCCAGGGUGAAGCUGCCUUUGAUGAGUUAGAGCUACCUAAGCUACCUAAGGGUUACAACUGGGCUUUCAAACUAGCGGCCUCGAGCCACUGCUUUGAGAGAUGAGGGACGUUUGUUGCAGCGUGAUCCACACCGGGAAUCUGGAUCUUAUUUUCCCUGGAGAGCAUUAUGCUUGGCCUCAGUAUGUUACUGGCCCCAUUUUUGACCUAGUUUAGCAUACAGAGGCUUUUUUUUUUUUUUUUUUUUUAAGAAAACCUAAAUAUUUCUUCCUUUACCUCCCCAAAUAGCGUCUCACGCUGUCUUAGGAGCGCAGUCCUGACACAAUGAGUUUCCUGGCUUGGCUGUCAGAAUUGAGUUGAGAAGGGAGACUUUUCCAAUAUUAAUGUCAUGGCGUCUGAGCUAAAAUGCUGCAUCCUUGGCAGAUGAAUACCUACAGUUUCCUCUGAUUGCUGGCAAUUGCUCUCUUUAGUGUAUUACUUGGUCAUAGCAAAUUCUAAUGAAAAUGCAUCGAAAUAUAAUAAAAUGUACUAAAUGUUAA
Chroicocephalus ridibundus (black-headed gull) is the source of this 1891-nucleotide messenger RNA. It is a transcript of the gene SVIP, whose product is annotated as small VCP interacting protein. Bases 13 to 378 code for a protein of 121 amino acids. Gene Ontology annotation, biological process: negative regulation of VCP-NPL4-UFD1 AAA ATPase complex assembly; negative regulation of retrograde protein transport, ER to cytosol; positive regulation of autophagy. The transcript has 4 exons. NCBI's taxonomy places the organism in Eukaryota, Metazoa, Chordata, Aves, Charadriiformes, Laridae. The record is from RefSeq and is a predicted model, not a curated record. Gene Ontology annotation, cellular component: endoplasmic reticulum membrane.